Molecule: messenger RNA, 1140 nt
Organism: Aphanomyces invadans
Lineage: Eukaryota; Oomycota; Saprolegniomycetes; Saprolegniales; Verrucalvaceae
Product: TKL protein kinase
Exons: 3
Coding region: 1-1140 (379 amino acids)
Biological process (GO): protein phosphorylation
Molecular function (GO): protein kinase activity; ATP binding
Source: RefSeq, a predicted model, not a curated record
AUGACGAAUGUCAUCCUAGAUGGCAGCUCAUUCGACGCACUCGACGCGCUCAGCCCUUACCAAGGACUCAGCGGCGGUGCGAGUGCGGACAAUGGAUUUGUCGUCAAAAACAGCCUCAUCAAUCAAGACCCCGCCUUGUGUGCGACUGCAAGCGGCGUCGUCAAGGAACUCUGGGCUAAACACUCUUCCAUGACCAAACAACGUUUCACGGAUGGAUAUCGAAGACAAGGCACAGCGACCAAGGAGUCGACCGCCACAACGGCCAACACCCAGAACGUGGGCAUCGAUAUGUCCGAGCUCACGCUGUAUCGGCUGGACCAGCAGGACGUGAUCCCGCAAAGCAAACUUGCAUCGGGGGCGUUUGCCGACGUGUUGUACGGAACGUACAAAGGAAUUCCCGUAGCCGUCAAGAAGCUCCUCAGCUCUCGCGUCGGAGUGAACGAAGUCCAGGGACUCAUCGAUGAAAUCAAACUUCUCGCCAGCUUUACGUCGCCGUAUAUAAUCAAGCUGAUCGGGUGCUGCUGGGACCAACCGUCCGACUUGGAGUGCGUCCUCGAGUACAUGAACGCGGGCGACCUCCGCGAUAACCUCAUCACGCGCGACUCAGUCGAGUUUCCGUGGAACGAAAAGCUCAAGGUCAUCGCUGCAGUUGUCGACGGCCUCGCGUACCUCCACUCGUUUCCGGUGAUCCACCGCGACUUGAAGAGCCGCAACGUCCUCAUGGACACGGUCAAGCCGGCCAAGUUGACCGACUUUGGCGUGUCCAAGGAAGACACACAAGAAACCAUGACGGUUGGUGUUGGCACGUACCGGUGGAUGGCGCCGGAGAUUCUCCAGUUCAACCAUUACUCGGUGGCGGCCGACAUCUUUUCGUUUGGGAUGGUGUUGUCCGAGCUCGACUCGCACAAGAUCCCGUACGCAGACGUGACCAACCCAAAGAACGGCAAGCCCCUCGUGGACACGGCCAUCAUGGGCAUGGUGAUUACAGGCACGAUCAAGCCGACGUUUUCGGAUGAUAUGCCCGAGUGGAUCCGAGACAUGGCGGAACAGUGCAUAUCGUUCAAUCCAGAGGACCGUCCCACGGCCAUGGUUUUGUCCCACAUCGUACACAAACUACUGAAGCGGAGCACCGCACGAUGA